Molecule: messenger RNA, 2041 nt
Organism: Folsomia candida
Lineage: Eukaryota; Metazoa; Arthropoda; Collembola; Entomobryomorpha; Isotomidae
Exons: 2
Coding region: 386-1723 (445 amino acids)
Source: RefSeq, a predicted model, not a curated record
UGUAGUCAGAGUACCGAACUGGUGUCCAAUUUAGCGGCGGUGUCAAUUUUGAAUAAUUCAUCGGGCGCGGCGCGGCGCCGUAAUGUUUGAAAUCAAAUUCAUCGCCGGCGGCAGCUCUUAAAAUGAUACUGACGCCGCGGCGGCGAAAAAUUGGCAAGACUAUAGUUAAACUAUUUAUGCAAUAAUCGCCAAGAACUAGGACAACUUUUAGACUUUCUCAUAAAAUUCACGGAUUGUCCACCAUAUUACAAAAUUCCUCCCCAACUCCGACCUCAUUACAAUCACCCAGGUCAACUCGACAUGGGAAGGGGCCGCCCGCAAGCAUCUCUUAUCCCGCUGCCCUGUUCGUCUCACCCCAGAUCCGCUGGGUACCUACAUAUCCCUGAUGCAGUCCUGGGGCCAUAAGCAUGUCCAACUCGCUUUCGGAGAGUACCCAAAGUCCCAACUGCUCUCGGAAUAUCAAAUAUUUUCCAACCAGCAAUCCCACUUCGUCACCACGCUCGGGAUCGACUGGGUCUUAAACGUGAAGACCCGAUGGAGUCACGAAUUUUUCAGAAUAUUACAAUCAUUCCCCCACGUCACGUCGCUACAGCUUAACGCCCUUAUUCACCUCAAGGACCCCGUCCCCUAUCACCACCUCGACGAUAAUGACGCUGUCGACUUUACCGACGAAUGGCUCAGUUCCCUCGUCCCGACAGAUUUCUACCUCCCAAAAGUUACCAGAUUGGUAAUAAACGUGCAUGAAUUCUUCUCCAUGGCUUGGCUAGGAGAAACGAUUGAGAAUUUUUUAUCCGUCACCGUGAAACGAACCCUCCCCCGAAUCUUCCCCCAUUUCCAGAACCUCACCCAUUUUGGGGGGAUUAAUCUACAAUGGAAAGAGUCUGAUGUGGAGAACCACGGGAAUCUGCUACCGGCAUCCGUUACAAGUUUAUCGAUCGAGGAUAUUCCUUGUCGCGGUCAGGGGAACCGUUUCGUCCCCCUGAAUUUUGUCCCCGGCUGCAUCACUCGCCUACAAUUUCACACCAUUUGUCAUCAACACGAGGAGAACCGUACGAUUGAGAACGUCUUGAUUAAAGUUGCCCCCACCUUGACGCACCUCGAAUUCUCGCGUAUCGAAGUUUGCGAACCUUUCCGAGUUCGAACAAUCAUCUGUCCACCUCUCCCAAAACUCAAAGUUUUCAAGAUAUCGAGAAAUCCUUAUCAAGGGAAGGGUGCUUCCCCGAACUAUGCCGAUUACAGGGUCGAGAUCAAUUUUGAAUUUGCAUCCGCGCAAAAUCACCACGUGCUCAGUUAUGCGGAACAGUUUCCAUGUCUGGAGAUCAUAAUUGUUCAAAACGAUUGGAGUCACGUGAGACCUCGAGAUUUUGAAGUGAUCCCGAAUGGCUCCUCUUUUGAGACUUUGGUCGAAUUUUUGUACCACAAUUUUAUGCCCGAAGGUGUCUCCCCGUGUGAGACGGUGCGUCGGGUGGAUAUCCCGUACCCGGCCGGGUUAAAGUUCCGAUGGUGUGGGGCUAAUUGUAAGUGGGAGUGGAGGGAUACGGAAGAAUUUUAUGACCGGGUUGCGAGCACCUUUCCAAAUUUGGGGUAUCAGAUUUUGGACCCCGUGUGGCGAGAGAAGAGGAGAAAGGGGCUCAGGAAUAUUGUUGAGAUGGCGAGGAAUUAUGGGUUUUCGGAGGAAGAUAUCCACGUCAUGAUGAGAAAUGGGGAUGUCAGGGUGAAAUGAAUUUAUUACGGUCCCUUAAAAAUAUUGCUUCCCUUUUUUGAAAGAAGAAAAAUCCAUCUUCGCAUUAAAACCAUGGAACUGUGCUCUAAAUGAAAAUACAAAAACUUUAUCUAACCUUUAAUUAAAGAAAAUAACACAACCGAAUGGUGAAACUUAUCCUUCCAAAAUGUAUCCAUUCUUUGGAUUAACUUUAUACGGCACUGGAUUAUUUUCCUCAUUGACAUUAUACAUAUGUUUUUAUGCAAUUAAUUACAUAAUUUUAGUGCAAGUAAUUUUAAAUUUGAUGAUGUAUGUACAUAGAGCACUUAUAAUAAAUAA